Oryza brachyantha (malo sina) is the source of this 1807-nucleotide messenger RNA. Its product is annotated as phosphatidylinositol:ceramide inositolphosphotransferase. Gene Ontology annotation, biological process: ceramide biosynthetic process. The transcript has 12 exons. Bases 382 to 1359 code for a protein of 325 amino acids. The record is from RefSeq and is a predicted model, not a curated record. Gene Ontology annotation, molecular function: inositol phosphoceramide synthase activity; ceramide cholinephosphotransferase activity; sphingomyelin synthase activity. Lineage: Eukaryota; Viridiplantae; Streptophyta; Magnoliopsida; Poales; Poaceae. Gene Ontology annotation, cellular component: endoplasmic reticulum membrane; Golgi membrane; trans-Golgi network.
CCAAAACGCCCACCCUGCUGACCCUUUUGUUCAUCGAACCCACCCCUCCCCUCCCGGAUUCAAACCGUCGACGCCGUCGCCGCGUGACUCUCCUCCGCGGCGGCCUGAGCGCCUGACCAUCGCCGCCCUCACUCGCCGCGUCGCCGGAAAAUUGCAUUAGCGCCGGUCGCCACUGCCCCCCUCGAGAAGGCCCCCAGAGCUAGCUGCUCGAGGGUACUGUCUCCCCCGCUCGGCGGCGGCGAUCUCGCGGCGGUCCUCGAGGUGGCGAGACCUGGCGCGACGAGAUGCCGCGAUCCCGGCAGUGAUGCGCGGAUCGGAGCAUGGGUGUGAACCCGCCAGGCUGUAGCUGUAGGCGGCGGGCGAGGAGCGAGAGUCGCGGCCAUGGCGAUUUACAUCGCUCGGGAGGCUACCAAGCUAUGGAGGAAGGUGAGUGCGGAGACGUCGGUGGAAUUGCAGCUCCUGUUCGAGAAGUGGCGCUUGCUCCUUGCCGGAUUGGUGUUUCAGUACAUUCAUGGACUGGCUGCUCGAGGAGUACAUUACUUGCAUCGGCCUGGGCCACUGCUCCAGGACUUGGGAUUCAUGGCCCUUCCGGAACUUGGACAAGACAAAGGUUACCUUAGCGAGAGUGUGUUCACGUUCAUCUUCAUUUCCUUCCUGUUGUGGAGUUUUCACCCUUUUAUUUAUCAUAGCAAACGUUUCUACACUGUUCUACUCUGGCGCAGGGUGCUGGCCUUUUUAGUUGCUUCACAAUUUUUGCGGAUUAUUACUUUCUAUUCCACUCAGCUCCCAGGUCCAAAUUAUCACUGUCGUGAGGGCUCAAAACUGGCCACUCUUCCACCGCCCCAUAAUGCACUUGAAGUGCUUCUGAUCAACUUUCCUCGCGGAGUGCUUUUUGGUUGUGGUGAUCUAAUUUUUUCAUCUCACAUGAUCUUUACUCUUGUUUUCGUGCGCACAUACCAUAAGUAUGGAUCAAAGAGGUUGAUUAAGCUCCUUGCUUGGCUGAUGGCUAUAAUUCAGAGUAUUCUUAUAAUUGCUUCUCGCAAGCAUUACAGUGUGGAUGUUAUUGUUGCUUGGUAUACUGUCAAUUUGGUCGUAUUCUUUGUUGACAAUAAGCUACCAGAAAUGCCAGAUCGCACAAACGGAUUAUCUUUGCUUCCAGUUACAACGAAAGAUAAAGAUGGCAGAACGAAGGAAGAGAUCCAUAAACUGGAGAAGGAUAGCAAGAUGGAGGAGUUCCAUAAAUUGUUAAACGGAAACACUGUCGAUUCUACUGAUCGGCGGCAACGUGUGCAGAUGAACGGAAAACAUGGUGAGGACAUCAACCACACACUCUCUGAUGCCACUCCCAAUGGCACAUGAUCUGCUGCUUUUCAUCAGGCGGCUUGUCUAGUUGUCUUUCACAUUGACGGGGGAAUCUGCUAGGAGACAAAAGAAUGCCUGGUUGCCUCUGUGUGAUGAAUGGCUUCUCAGGUGCUUGCCCCUUGCAUUUUGUCUGUCCGCCAUGGCAAUAUGUUCAAAGAUGAAUGAGACAAAGCCAGGCGCUCAACCAGUGCUAGGGACUGCAAAGGAAUCAGAGUCUGAAGUCUCCCAGUGGCUUUUCUCAGGCUGCCAUUACAGUUUUGCACCUUGUAUGAUUGUAUCGAAUCUCUAGUUCUCUUUUCUCACUUUUAGAUUAUGGGGUUGACCCUCUCAGGUUCAUUUGGGAAAAAUGCUUCUCGCUCUGUAUAUAUAUUGCCACAGUGAUGAGCUUUAGCUUAAUCUUGGCAUGGAUAUAUUCAUAUAUGAUAUAUCUAUCGCCGACUGGUCA